Messenger RNA from Mercurialis annua (annual mercury), 585 nucleotides. RefSeq lists its product as uncharacterized. NCBI's taxonomy places the organism in Eukaryota, Viridiplantae, Streptophyta, Magnoliopsida, Malpighiales, Euphorbiaceae. The coding region runs from base 1 to 585 and encodes 194 amino acids. The record is from RefSeq and is a predicted model, not a curated record. The transcript has 2 exons.
AUGGAACUGCCACCUCUUGUGCAAUUACAGCCUGAGGUAGAUAUUAUUGAGGAGCAACAAGAAGCUGAGGUGGAGAAACAAGAAGCUGAGGUGGAGCAACAAGAAGCUGAGGAGGAACAAGUAGCUCAGGAACAAGUAGUUAAUGAGGGUCUUGUAAAGGGGGGUGAGCCUAGCAGGGUGCAGGAUGGUGAGAGGGAUCAAACUUUUGACAAUGUAUGUAUCAAUGUUAGUAUACUGACUGAUGAUGAGGAGGACGAAGAGCUACAACAUGCUACAAAGAAUGUUAGAAAAUCUAAGAGAAAAUUGAUUUUCCAUGAUGAUAACAGAUGUGAUAGGAACCUGGGUAUUGAGGAACAUGAGGCUAGAGUAGAGGUUGGUGAACAUGAUGGGGAGGAUGGAGGAGAGGAUGAAGGAGAGGAUGGAGGAGAUGAUGGAGUAGACUCUGGGCCAGACCAUCCAAUUGUAGAAGAGGAUAUAAUAGAUUUUGAGGGUAGUGGUGAUGAUAGCAGCGAUAAAAGUUAUGUUGGAGAAGAUGAGUUGCUGUUGAAAACAAAUUCCAUUUUGGAGAUUUUUGCCAACAGCUGA